AUGCCCGAUAGUUCGGAGCAAUUGUCGUCGCCGAACAGCGAGUGCAACGGUCAAAUAGGUGGCAUGCACCGGAACGCGGCGACCGGACAGUUUGACGAUUCGUCGAUGCCCGGACUCGCGUUGACGCAUCAUUCUCAUUCGCAAACGGUGACACCGGUGUCCAACGGCGGACUUCAGUAUCCUCAAGAGCUCACCACUUGCAGUUCCGCGAAUACGUCCAGCAAUAUCGGAAAUAUCGGCGGUCUUUCUCUGGGAAUUACGGCCAGUAACUAUACGCCGGACCAGAUAUCUUGCAUGUGCAAGGCGUUAUCGCAGAGGCAGGAUAUCGAGAAGCUCACGAGGCUGCUAUGGUCCUUGCCGCCCGGCGAGCUGCUCCGUCGCGACGAGAACGUGCUGAUAGCGAGAGCCACGGUGGCUUUUCAUCGAGGCGCCUACCACGAGCUCUACUCCAUCCUCGAGAGCCACCCGUUCACGCCGGAUCGGCACCCGGAGCUGCAGCAGAUGUGGUUCAAGUCGCAUUAUCGCGAGGCGGAAAAGAUCCGCGGCAGGCCGCUCGGCGCGGUGGACAAGUAUCGGCUGCGGAAGAAAUAUCCGUUGCCGAAGACGAUCUGGGACGGCGAGGAGGUGGUGUACUGUUUCAAGGAACGAUCGAGGAACGCGUUGAAACAGUGCUACAUGCGGACCAAGUACCCGCUGUCCGAGGAGAAGAAGAACCUGGCGAAGGAGACCGGCUUGACAUUGACUCAGGUGGCGAAUUGGUUCAAGAAUCGACGACAGAGGGAUCGCACGCCGCAGACGAGAACGGAUAUGUUGCCCCUCAACUGCCAAAAUAAUCCAGGCAACGUGAUCGGCAACUCGGUGAGCAACGGAGAGAGCAUUCAAUCGUUGCAGAGCAUCGAUUCGAACGGCACGAAUCUCGCCAUGUCGCCGCUCUCCACCAUGAGCAUGUCACCGGUCGCGGUGAACCCGUGCAGCCCGAUGGGUAUGAGUCCCAUGGCUCCGCGCCAUCCGAGAUACGCCACACCUGUCGCCCCGUCCUCCGUGCACACCACGCACCCCCAUAGCGGUGGUCUCAGUCCCAUGAACGACGUGAAGACGCUGUGCUACGGACGCGGUGUCUGCGAAACCGGUAAAGACGCGGAGCAGACUUCCGUCUAUUACUCUAGCCAUUCGAGCAUGCAUCAUCAGUAUUAUCAACAAACGCAUCAUCAGAUGAUGUCCACCGCGCAUCAUUACCAGCACCACCAACAGAGCAUGCCAACCGGAUACGAAAUCGCGCUUCCACCCCCUCAGCAUUCGACGUGA
This is a messenger RNA of Eufriesea mexicana, 1305 nucleotides long. It is a transcript of the gene Six4, whose product is annotated as homeobox protein six4. The transcript is spliced from 4 exons. The record is from RefSeq and is a predicted model, not a curated record. Lineage: Eukaryota; Metazoa; Arthropoda; Insecta; Hymenoptera; Apidae. Gene Ontology annotation, biological process: regulation of transcription by RNA polymerase II. Gene Ontology annotation, cellular component: nucleus; transcription regulator complex. Gene Ontology annotation, molecular function: RNA polymerase II cis-regulatory region sequence-specific DNA binding; DNA-binding transcription factor activity, RNA polymerase II-specific. The coding region runs from base 1 to 1305 and encodes 434 amino acids.